This is a messenger RNA of Pestalotiopsis fici W106-1, 1074 nucleotides long. RefSeq names its product Cytochrome c peroxidase. Gene Ontology annotation, molecular function: peroxidase activity; heme binding. The record is from RefSeq and is a predicted model, not a curated record. The coding region runs from base 1 to 1074 and encodes 357 amino acids. Lineage: Eukaryota; Fungi; Ascomycota; Sordariomycetes; Amphisphaeriales; Sporocadaceae. The transcript is spliced from 2 exons. Gene Ontology annotation, biological process: hydrogen peroxide catabolic process; cellular response to oxidative stress; response to reactive oxygen species.
AUGUCUGCCGCCAACGUUUCUCGGCAGUUCGCCCGCGCAGCUCUGCGUACCGGAGCUCGCAACACGUUUGCAACCUCGUCUCGCCAGGCUUUCCGCCAGAACGGCCGUCGUUUCUACUCCUCCGAGGCCCCUCAAAAGUCCAGCUCGUCGGCACUCCUCUAUGUUGCUGGUGCUGCCGUCGUCGGUGGCGCUGGUUUCUACCUCUUCAACUCUAGCAGCUCCGCCUCGGUCAAGACCUUUGUGCCCACCCAGGCCGACUACCAGAAGGUGUACAACGAAAUUGCUGGUCGUCUGGAGGAGAAGGAUGACUACGAUGAUGGCAGCUACGGCCCCGUCCUCGUCCGUCUCGCUUGGCACGCUUCCGGUACCUACGACAAGGAGACUGGCACUGGUGGUAGCAACGGUGCUACCAUGAGAUUUGCCCCCGAGUCUGACCACGGCGCCAAUGCCGGUCUCAAGCACGCCCGAGACUUCCUUGAGCCUGUCAAGGAGAAAUUCCCUUGGAUCACUUACUCUGAUCUCUGGACCCUUGCCGGUGUUGCUGCCAUUCAAGAGAUGCAAGGUCCUACCAUCCCUUGGCGCCCUGGCCGCGCCGAUGGAGAUGUCGCUGCCUGCACCCCUGAUGGUCGUCUGCCCGAUGCCGCCCAGGGCACCAAGCACCUGCGCGACAUCUUUUACCGCAUGGGCUUCAACGACCAGGAGAUUGUCGCCCUCGCUGGCGCCCACGCCCUCGGUCGCUGCCACACUGACCGCUCCGGCUUCGACGGUCCCUGGACCUUUUCCCCCACCGUCCUGACCAACGAUUACUACACCCUGCUGCUCAGCGAGAAGUGGAACGUUCGCAAGUGGGAUGGUCCCAAGCAGUUCCAGGACAAGGGCAAGACUCUGAUGAUGUUGCCCGCCGACGUUGCCCUCAUUGAGGACAAGGCCAUGAAGCCCUACGUCCAAAAGUACGCCAAGGACAACGACGCCUUCUUCAAGGACUUUAGCUCCGUCAUUGUCAAGCUCUUUGAGCUCGGCGUCCCCUUCAAGGAGGGCACUGAGAGUUUCACUCUCAAGCCUACCAACGCAUAA